Arachis ipaensis is the source of this 1209-nucleotide messenger RNA. Its product is annotated as F-box protein At5g07610-like. NCBI's taxonomy places the organism in Eukaryota, Viridiplantae, Streptophyta, Magnoliopsida, Fabales, Fabaceae. The record is from RefSeq and is a predicted model, not a curated record. Gene Ontology annotation, molecular function: protein binding.
AUGCAUAGUGUGGUGGAAGACAAGGAUUUGCUAACGGAAAUCCUUCUCCGGUUGGCGGUUAAAGACUUGCUCCGAUACAAAUGCGUGUGCAAAAAAUGGUUGUCUGUGAUCUCCGAGCCCCAGUUUUGUAAUCGGCACACCCUUGGACUAUGCCGCAAUCACAAACUUUAUGCAUCUGGAAUGUUGCUCCAAGAAACAGAGGAUUGCCUCAUCCUUAAGAAGGCUCGCAUAACCCCAUUCACCAAUAACAGCAACAACAGGUUCACCUACCUCCAUCUUCAUAAUGAGUUUGAUGGACUACUUUACUAUCGUAUUCUUCAAUCAUGCAAUGGUCUACUACUCUGGGAUAGUGCUCCAAUACAAUGGCCUUCACCACCCUACGAUGUGGAAGUUAAGAAAUUUCUCCAAGGAUGCCGUUAUUUUUAUAUAAGCAAUCCAUCAACCGGUCAUUGUGUUCGUAUAGACCAAUUUGGCUAUAAAAUUCAUCAUCCAAAUUUUUCUAAUCCAGUUCUUAUCUUUGAACCUUGGAAAUCUCCUCACUAUAAAAUUAUCUUUUUCGCUAAAGUCGUAGAACUCGCAACCAAUAAGAUGAAGAUGAAUGUUUAUUCAUCAAACACGGGUUCUUGGAACAAAGUUGAUGUUCUUACUUUUCCAAAUGAUAUUCGCUACUUCCGUAACAAUGGUGUUUAUUGCAAUGGUGCUAUACAUUGGUACGAUGUUGUUGAUGAUCGAAGUAAAGUGUAUUUCGAUAUUGAUGGGCUUUGCUUUAAAAAUUAUUUUCCAGCGUUACCAAUACCACCAGUACCACCUUAUUAUAAGCAGCUUGCGGAGUUGUAUUUAGGAAAUAGUGGAGAGAAUCUAUACAUGAUUGUGCAAAAGAAUGAUGACCCGUUAAAGUUAAUUUAUGGUAUUUGGGAGUUAAAAAAAGAUUAUAGUGAAUGGAUUGUUAGAUUUCAUGUAGAUCUAACUACUUUCGAAGCAGGUACUUUUGAUGUUGAUGCAUUUGAUGUUGUUAGGCAACCACCAAAUGAUGAACACGAACAGGAAGAUUCAAUACUUGCAAUUCUAAUAAUUAAUCGUACAAAAUUAGUGGCUUAUAAUUUGAAGGAUCAUAGCUCGAGAAUUCUCUAUGAAGAAGAUAGAUUCUAUCCACCAAGUUUUCAUCAUCACUACUUUGAGACUUUGACAAGUAUUCUACCGAGUUAUUAG